Astyanax mexicanus (Mexican tetra) is the source of this 3661-nucleotide messenger RNA. RefSeq names its product glypican 2 (gene gpc2). Gene Ontology annotation, cellular component: extracellular region; plasma membrane; synapse. The record is from RefSeq and is a predicted model, not a curated record. NCBI's taxonomy places the organism in Eukaryota, Metazoa, Chordata, Actinopteri, Characiformes, Acestrorhamphidae. Bases 1304 to 3022 code for a protein of 572 amino acids. Gene Ontology annotation, biological process: smoothened signaling pathway; regulation of signal transduction; cell migration. The transcript has 11 exons.
AAAUCGGUGAGGGUUAACCUGCAGCGUUUGGCAUUGAUCCAGCAGCUCCAACACACUGGAGGAAAAUAUGGACGAGACUUUCAGAUCAAACAGAUCUUCUGAAUCAGUGGAUUUUAUCCAGUGACCCGAAUGAUCCUCCCAGUUUAUAUAGAUAUUUCUACAAACAUAAUUAGAGACAGAUAUUGUCAUUUAUAUAUAUAAACAGUUAAAUCAAGCUUGCUGAUUGGUCUCAUAAUACUGUCAUGAGUUUUACUGUCACAGGCUUUUACAACCAGGUAUUACAUCUAUUAAUCAAUUUGAUAAUCUACACUGAUCGUGUUUAGGGAAGUUGGGAGGUAUAACAAUAAGUAUAACAAUUGCUGCACGUGUUGACGGUGCCAUUGUUUCAAUAAGCUUCUGCAAUGUCAGAAGAUUUAUUUCAAUCCACCAAGAUCUUGCAGCAGCAUUGAUGAUGGUAGAGUCUGACCAACCGCUGCACAAAGCAGCUCUUCUCCAUCCAGCACAUCCCAAAGAUUCUCAACGAGGUUAAGAUCUGGACUCUGUGGUGAACUCUCUCAAUCCAUGUGUGAAAAUGAUCUCAAACUCUCUGAAUCACUCUUUCACAAUUCCAGCCCCAUGAAUCCUGCCAUUGUCAUCUUGGAAUGUGCCUGUGCCACCAGGUAAGAAAAAAUACAUUGAUGGAAUGAGCCACAUCAUUUACUUUGUUAAAUACAGGUAGAUACUUUUAAGGCAGUGUAUAAAUAAUGUUUCCAGUGCUGAUUUAUGCUUCAAGUCAUCCAGGUAACUUCACACCCUAUACUGGUAAGGCUAGUGGAAAACCAGUAUAGUCAUUUUUGCUUAGUAAUUAUAGUCAUGCUGGUCAUACUGGUUUCCUAGUUUGGUUAGGUUGACCUGGCUUGUAUACCAGUUAAGCCAUCAAACUCAAAAUCUGAGCUGUUGGACAGUUUUAAAUAGUUUUCUCACAAAGAGUUCUAAACAACAAUCACAAAAUGCUUAUUAUCAUUAUUAUUAUUAUUAUUAAUAAUAAUAAUAAUAUUAUUAUAUUAAGAUAAUUUAUGUGAGGAGUGUGUGCCCCCUAAACACCCCCUCCUUCUCAACCCCAUCUCUCCACCCCACCCAUUGUUCUGUACCCCCCAGAGAUUUUAUUCUUCAGCUGGAGGGGAUCUCUCUCUUUCUCCUCUUUUUCAGACAAAGGGGAGCAGAAGGUUUCUCCAGCUGCUUCUCCGCUCCCUGUAUCUAAGGAUCACCCCCGGUCCGCGAGCACAUCUGUCCGGACCAGCUCCGUCCAGACCCCGGGCAGCAGAUGGAAGUGGUGCGGCUGAGCGGCGGUGUCUGGCCGGGUGUCGGGGCUCUGCUGUGGUUGGCGGCGCUGUGGAGCUCCGCUACAGCGGCUCGGAGCUGCGCCGAGUCCCGCCGAGAGUUUGAGGAGCGCGGCCACAGCGCAACCAGCAGCCCGCUGUCCCCCAUCAGCGGAGAGCACCUGCGACUCUGUCCUCAGGACUACACCUGCUGCUCCAGCCUGAUGGAGGAAACACUGUCCCGCCAGAGUGAGGAAGACUUCCUGUCUGCAGUUGAGGAUCACAGUCAGUUCCUGCUGACGAGUUUCACUCAGAGGCAUCGGCGCUUCGAUGAGUUUUUCCAGGAGCUGAUGGACGUGGCUGAGAAGACGAUGAACCAGAUGUUUCUGAAGACGUACGGCCGACUGUUCACGCAGAACUCUCACCUGUUCCAGCAGCUGUUCUCCGAGCUCAGGGGAUACUACUCCGGGGGCAGGAUCAGUCUGGCGGAAGUGAUGUCAGAGUUCUGGGCGGGGCUUGGUGAGAGAAUGUUUUCCCUGGUAAAUCCUCAGUACCAGUUUAGUCAGGAAUACCUGGAGUGUGUGAGCAAACACUCUGAACAUUUGCAGCCUUUUGGAGACCUGCCACGUAAACUCCAGACACAGAUAUCACGUGCACUCAUUGCUGCGAGGGCUUUGGUUCAGGGUCUGGCCACCGGCCGAGACAUCGUCAAUAAAGCACUGAAGCUGAGUGUGAGUACAGAGUGUGUGCGGGCGUUGAUGCGUCAGUGGUUUUGCCCGCUGUGUCGAGGAAUCCCCUCCCUGAAGUCCUGCCACUCGCUCUGCCUCAACGUGAUGAAGGGCUGCCUGGCCAAUCAGGCGGACUUGGAGUCGGAAUGGAACAAUUUCAUUGACGCUGUUCUGUCUCUGGCUGAUCGGCUCGCCGGGCCGUUUAAUGUGGAAUUGGCCGCGGAGUCGAUCGCUGUGAAAGUCUCCGAGGCGAUAAUGUUCAUGCAAGAGAACAGCGUCACCAUCUCCACCAAGGUGUUUCAGGGGUGUGGCAGCCCUCGCCCCGCCCCCAGCAGAGCCAAGCGCUCCCUUAGAGACGGAGAACGGCGCCGGAAACCCUUCAGAACCUUCAGCCCGGAGGAGAAACCCACCACUGCUGCCGGAACCAACCUGGACCGCCUGGUGCUGGAACUAAAGGAGCGUCUGAGGCCAAUGAGGGGAUUCUGGGUAUCACUGCCUCACACAAUCUGCAAUGACGAAAAGAUGGCAGCUGAUGUGACAAAUGAGGAUCGCUGCUGGAAUGGACAGACCCGUGGAAGGUAUCUGCCGGAUGUUAUGGGUGAUGGUUUGGUGAAUCAGGUGAAUAAUCCGGAGGUGGAGGUGGACGUCGCUCAGCCAGACAUCAAAACCCGUCAACUGAUUAUGGAGCUCAGAGUCGCCGUCAACCGACUGAAACUCGCCCACAGCGGCCAAAACACCGACUUCCCCGACAGUGAUGGAGAGGACAGCAGUGGUUCUGGACUGGGUGAGCGGUACAGUGACGACUGGCCCGGUUAUGGUUUCUACUCACCUCCACGUAGCCCCGCCUACCCCCACAAACCACCCCGUCCCCGUGACAGGACUGCAACUAAGUGGAAUAGAGCAAACGGACCAAUUAAAUCAGCUUUCCACAAAGUCCCUCCCCUUUCCUGCUUCUUCCUCUCUGUGCCGUUGUCUCUCGCCCUCCAGUGGAGGUAGCCUGUUACUGCAGUUUAUUUCUGCAGGACUUCAGGACCCAGCAGACGGGAAUCACAUGACCAUCAGAGGCGGAGCACAAAAACAACAAUAUAGAGAAACGUUUAGCAGCUUUAAUGACCGUGGGCGUGGUUUAUUCUUUUAAUUAUCAGGAUUUGUUUCUUCAUAGAACCAAUCAAAAUCAAGAACUGAGCAGCUUCACCAGAACUUUCCUCGUGUUUAGACUACAAAGUGGACUGUGAUGUCACUGUGGGUCAGAACGGGGGUGAGGGGGUGUUACCUGGUGGGAGGGAGUGGGAGGAGCUACUGUGUGACCGUUAAAGUGUUAUGCUGUUAAUGAUUGUUUUAAAGAGUUUGGUUCUGCCUGCACUGAUAAUCUCACCCUUUUUUAUUUAUUUGUUUAUAUAUUUAAUUAAUUAUUAAUGUAUGUGGUGUUUUUGUUUAUUUACUGUAAAAAUAUAUUUUUAGGCAUUGAGAUUUCGACUUUUCAAUGUAUGUGUGUGUGUGUGUGUGUGUGUCCAUACGCUGAGGUUCUGCUGAACUCUGAAUGUUUGGUUCUGUGAGGGUCUGGUUUAGUGUAGAACUGUAAUUAGACUGAGAGUAAUCCGGUCUCUCGGGCAGAACCACAGCAAAAGUGCUGUC